Molecule: messenger RNA, 3622 nt
Organism: Zonotrichia albicollis (white-throated sparrow)
Lineage: Eukaryota; Metazoa; Chordata; Aves; Passeriformes; Passerellidae
Gene: TBX19
Product: T-box transcription factor 19
Biological process (GO): positive regulation of DNA-templated transcription; cell fate specification; regulation of transcription by RNA polymerase II
Cellular component (GO): nucleus; chromatin
Molecular function (GO): DNA-binding transcription factor activity, RNA polymerase II-specific; RNA polymerase II cis-regulatory region sequence-specific DNA binding
Source: RefSeq, a predicted model, not a curated record
CAUUGGGACUUCCAGGGGAAAUAGCUAGGCAGUGGCAAAAGAGUGAGAAGAGCACGUUUGUCGGGCGGUACCCAAUGAACUGACUUCUUUUUUUAUUUAGCUUAUUAUUUUUGUCUUUUCAGCAGCUACCUGAAGUUUCUGGCAGAAAAGCCAUCAUGGCAGACCUGGGCUGCAAAAAGCCCAGCGACUGCACUGUCUCCAGGCUCCUCAGCGUAGUGGAGAGUGAACUCCGGGCUGGAAGAGACAAAGGCGACCCCACGGAGAAACAGCUCCAGGUUGUCUUGGAGGAUGCGACGCUAUGGCAGAGAUUCAGGGAAGUCACUAAUGAGAUGAUCGUGACCAAGAAUGGCAGGCGGAUGUUCCCUGUUUUGAAGAUCAGUGUGUCAGGCUUGGAUCCAAAUGCCAUGUAUUCCUUCCUGCUGGACUUUGCUCCGACUGAUGGCCACCGCUGGAAGUAUGUCAAUGGAGAAUGGGUGCCAGCUGGGAAACCAGAGCCACCGAACCACAGCUGUGUCUACAUCCACCCAGACUCUCCCAACUUUGGGGCUCAUUGGAUGAAAGCUGCCAUUUCCUUCAGCAAAGUCAAACUUACCAACAAGCUCAAUGGGAGUGGGCAGAUAAUGUUGAACUCCCUGCACAAAUACGAGCCCCAGGUGCACAUUGUUCGUGUAGGAGGCCCCCACCGGAUGGUGAUGAACUGCUCCUUCCCUGAGACGCAGUUCAUAGCGGUGACUGCCUACCAGAAUGAAGAGAUAACAGCUCUCAAAAUCAAGUAUAAUCCCUUUGCCAAAGCCUUCCUGGAUGCAAAGGAAAGAAACCAUUCUAAGGAUGCUCCAGAGACAGUCUCUGAAGGUCAACAUAUGACAUAUUCUCACCUGGGUGGCUGGUUGAUUUCCAACCCAGAGCCAAUGUGUGCCUCAGGAAGCUCUAAUUACCAGUAUGGUGGAGCUUUACCUCUGCCCGCUCCACAGGCUCCCCACAGCUGCGAGAGAUUCUCGGCCCUGCGAGGCCAUCGGGCUGCUCCAUACCCACCCUCCUACAUGCAGAGGAAUCACUCCCCUUCAGUUAACUUAUUGGACAGCUCCAGCACUAAUCUUCAGGUAUUCUCAGGACACGAUAGCUGGACUUUGCCAUCCUCUUCACAGACUAAUUUGAUCUCAAUGCCACACACAAAGGGAGGUGCCAGCCCUGGAUCCAGCCACUACCCUUGCCUGUGGACAGUGAGCAACAGUGCUGUAAAUGCUGCCAACCCAGGAAGCGAGGUGAACAGCAACCCUCCAAGUGUGUUUUUAAGGGGUAAUAUCCCCUUACCUGCUGCAUCAUCAGUGCAAAUCCCUCUGCAGGGAAUGGUGUCUGGCAGCAUGGAAGCACAAGGGGAAGGCACUCUCACCAGACUGAGUGACUCUGCAUGGACAUCCCCACACUCCUUUCAAUGGACAGGCAGCUCCUGAGGGAAGCUCAGCCGACCAAGACUGACACAAAUGGCAAAUGAUCCCUUAGGAGUGCAGUGCAGAAAUGUAUGCAGGAAAAGGACUUCAUCAGUUCCCAUAAUGUACCUUUUGUGUGCCAGCUAAGCCAAAAUUCAAAGGCAGGAAAUAUUAUACAAAUCAGCUUGUUACUGCAAUUCUAUGCAUCAUUCAGGAUAAAGUCCAGAAAGAAUCUUUUUAGUUAGCUUUGCUUCUAUAUCAUGUUAAAAAUGAUCAGACAUAUGAGACUGAGUGAAGCAGACAUGGCAGCUGGAUACCCGCAUGUCAUUUUAGAAGUUCCCUCUGUAACUAACAGCCAAGUCCAGGGAAAAUUGUGAGCAAGUUUGCAACUGGUCAUUUGAAGGGACAGCACUGUUUUAAAGGCUUUCUGAAUCUCUUACAUAGAGGUUUUCACAAUACCUGAAACUAAACCCCUCAGGGGAUGAAAUUAGUCUGACAUCCUAAUGCCACCUGCAUAUUGCAGUCUCGUCCCCUUCCCUUCUCCAGCUGCUGUUUGCUGUGUGUAUGCCGUGGGGACAGUGGGCACCCUCAAACUGCUCAAGUGACCACAUUGUAGCAGCAGGGUGAAGGGCAGCUAGUUUAGCGUUUAGAGUCUGAUGUUACAGUCUUGGAAAUGGAAAGCUCCAGUGUUUCAAAUAUGUGCUAUAUUUGAAAGGAUGGAGGGAAAAGAAUUAUAGAAAAAAUGUUCAGCUUGCAUUUCUACUUUGCUUUAGCUAUACAGUACAAAUAAACUACGAAUACAUGGUGUAGUAUCUCCUCAGUGCCUUUCCAAGGUGUAUACACACAUCCAAUCUUUCUCACCUAACAACCUCUGAGCUAUUUAAAGCAGCUCUGCCAGAAGUAAGUUGACAGAAGAGGAAUUUCAUAUUCCUUGUCCAGUUACUGGGUGUAAGCUCUUGGGCAUGGUAUUUCAUGUCUUCACACCUGUUUCCCUUCUCACUUUGUCUGCUUCAGCUUCCUUUUUCAGGCUACUGCUUUUCCCAUCCUGCAUGAGUGCACAACAUUUAGCACAGUGAAAUCCUGAUCCUGUCUGGGAUUUCUAACCACUACUGUGAUGCAAACAACAAGAGUCAUCCCCCAGUCUUCCUUGUCCUUUCAUGUAUGUCCUGAGGCAAGUCUUAUCAAAUUCUCAGAGAGGAGUUUUGCUGUUUGGUCUCUAUAAAGAAAAACGAAAGAAAUCUGCAAGCUAACUCAUGUAGAUAUGUCCCUGUAUAAUGAAAUUCCCAGCAGCAAUUCUGGUCUGUUUAGAGUCAUGUGCAUUUGUACAUGGCUGGCACCAUCUCCAGCAUAGAAGAAGAUUCUCUAAAGCUCCUGUGAGCUGUGGUCUCUGCUUCUGCUAGAUACAGCAACAUUCCCUUUGUUAAUACUCAGUUACUGCAUGCAGACUCCGGGAGCAGCAUUCUAUUUUGGGUAAACAUUAGAGGCAGCAGAAAGAGGAGCCUUUUGAUACACAUCUGUCUGGUGAACUCAGCAAACUUACGUUUGAUAUUCUAUUACCUGGCCCAGAAGCCCCCCCUUAAGUUGCUCUCAGUGUUAUGCAUUUUCAUGCCUUCCCCAUCCGGCUUUGCAGAUCAUCUGCAGGCAAGUUCAUGCACCAGAAUGUACUCAAUAACACUGUUAGCUUUGCUGACUUGUGCUGCAAUCCCCUAAGAUCAAAGAAAUACAGUUGCUUUGGGUUUGCAUUUUUAUUAACAGUGGCAUUGGUCAAACAAGAGUCAAUAGAGUGCAAAAAGCUCUGCAUCCUGGUCUCAGUCUUAUCCUUGUCAGUUCUGACUGCAAAUCUGCCUUCUCAAGUUCUGACAAAAGCUUUGUGAUGAGUUUGUCAAUGUUAUGUUUCUCUACCUUGUGGCAAGAAAUGUAAAUAGGUGUUUCUCUCAAAAAUAACUCUGCUUUACAGAUGAGGUUUAUUAACUAACUUAUGCUACCCUCUUCUGGCUGUUCAGCUCCCCACAGACACAUCACACACAGAGUCUACAUAAAAAUGCUAAAAAACAGGCAAGCGGUGACUUCUCUGUGUUCCAGGACUUUAAAUGCUUCUUUCAUGGUUAAUGAAUUGGAUAAUUUCUAAUCCCACAUUACUGCAUUACAGUAAUACAUGAGUGUUACUCAAACUGCAUUUUUAUUUCACAAACAAA